Opisthorchis viverrini is the source of this 186-nucleotide messenger RNA. RefSeq lists its product as hypothetical. The transcript has 3 exons. Lineage: Eukaryota; Metazoa; Platyhelminthes; Trematoda; Opisthorchiida; Opisthorchiidae. The record is from RefSeq and is a predicted model, not a curated record. The coding region runs from base 1 to 186 and encodes 61 amino acids.
AUGACUGCGCCAGGGCAUGAGGACGAUUGUUCAAACGAGAGCCAUAUCGGUUCAUUCCAACUUUGCGACUUUUUCCUUGGACUGCCUUCAGCGUUCUCACUAUUUCGGUUCUUGAGUUUGCUGGUCUCUGUUACUAGUGCCAUGCACGUAUGUACCGAUCGCCUCACGAGGCUGAAUGACGCUUAG